AUGUCAAAGCCUAUAUACGAGUUUGUCCCCAACACUCAUGUCAUCAAAGGUUCUAAUGCCUCUGACUCUCCCAUCAUUCAAGUGAAAAAUGUAGCAUUCUCUGAUGAAAUCCCAAAGCAAAUCGCAAACUCAAGAAUCAAAGAUUUUGUCAACUAUGUGAAGAGUUGUCCUCUUCGAACCAUUCGAGAAGGUCGACAUAGGGUUACUAUUGAUGUAGAAUGCUUUCAAACUGCUCUUCGUCUUCCUCGAUUUGAAAAUUACUCUGAAACUCCCUCGGAAGAAAGUUGCAUAUUGGAUUAUGCUCAACUUUUUCUUGAUCAAAUGAUUGACUGCAUCAUUGGGAACAAGAAGCCAAUGUAUGUUCCCUAUCCACAUUGGCAUGGAUUGAUCUUAUCUCGUAAGGAAGGUUUUGUUGAAAUUCAUGAGAUUUUCAUUCCAAUUCCUGCCCUUUCCUCAAAGAUUAUUAAUGUCACUGCAUCUGAAGAUGAUAGUAAAGAAGACAAUGAUGAAGAUGUUGAUAAAGAAAAUGAUGAGGAUGAUUAUGAAGAAGGCACUAGCACUCCUCCAAACUCUCCAAGUGAUAACCCUCCUUCGCCUCCACCUCCAUCAAGAAAUUUUCCUCUACUAUCUCAUCCUCCUCCUCACACUCCUUCACCACCUUUUGGUUCUCCUCCCCAAUCUGAUGUUGCCCAAAAGGGGGAGAAUAAUCAAGGGUUUCCGGAUCAGCAAACGCAAUUGGUGGUAACUACACCAACUCCAUCUCAGCCUGAGAUUUCUGAAACAUGA
Lactuca saligna is the source of this 786-nucleotide messenger RNA. The record is from the annotation of a GenBank genome assembly. NCBI's taxonomy places the organism in Eukaryota, Viridiplantae, Streptophyta, Magnoliopsida, Asterales, Asteraceae.